AUGACGAGUAAUGAGAUAGACCCAGCAGUGAAGCUGGCCGAUGAGUUCAAGAAACGAGGAUCGUUUGAUGAGCAGAAAAGCCGAAUUCUCGCUGAAGUGAUUGAGGGCACAGACGGGAUGAGUUUAGAAGAAUUUGUGCGGACUAGGACUGCUACAUUGGUCAAUACGAUAGUUCAAGAAGACGAGUCGUUGAUCUUCAAAAAUAGAGGCUCUACCAGUGCUUUGAUUGAAGGACGACUCGUGAAAAACGGAUUUGAGGAAUUGAAUACGGAAAGUAUACAUAUAGAUGCUAUUUUGAGGAAAAUGGUCGAAGAUCCUGCUUUCAAAGAGAGUUUGAAGGAACGUUUGCUUGCGAAAUGCGACUACGACAUGACAGAGAAAAAUGAACGCGUUACGGGAGAAAAGGACAGUUCAUCUGCUGAAUAG
This is a messenger RNA of Lachancea lanzarotensis, 426 nucleotides long. It is a transcript of the gene SHG1, whose product is annotated as LALA0S13e01420g1_1. The transcript has a single exon. Lineage: Eukaryota; Fungi; Ascomycota; Saccharomycetes; Saccharomycetales; Saccharomycetaceae. The coding region runs from base 1 to 426 and encodes 141 amino acids. The record is from RefSeq and is a predicted model, not a curated record.